UCUUACUGGAUGUUUUCCUGACAGUGGGGGGGCGGAAAAAAGAUUUGGAGAACUUCCCAUGGAUCCGAACGUCCAGGGGUCUUUUCUCUUCAACAACAGCCUGAACCAGUUCCCCUCAGACCUUAAGGCACCGGUGUGCCAGUACUCGGUCCCCAACUCUUUCUACAAACUCAACCCGGGCCUUAACACCCAGCUGCAGCCGGGGACUCCCCACGGCAUCAGCGACAUCCUGAGCCGAUCCAUGGUGGGGGUUGGCUCCACCGGCACCACCACGCUGCUGUCUGGGUACUCCCCCAUGGGGGGGUUCGGUCCCUCCGUAACCACUACGUCCAUGUACUACAACCGAGAUUACAACCCCUCGCUGGGCUUCUCCAAAAGCACCGCGGAGUGCCCCAUGAAGGGUCGUAGUAUGAGCUGCUGGGCAGAGAGCAGCUGUGACUGGAGAGGAGGGCGACAGCAGUGCACCAGCGGCAGUGGUCCACUUGGGGAAAUGCCCAACAGGAAGAAACACACCAGACCAACAUUUAGCGGACAUCAGAUAUUUGCUCUGGAGAAAACCUUCGAGCAAACUAAGUACUUAGCCGGGCCAGAAAGGGCAAGACUGGCUUAUUCUCUGGGAAUGACUGAGUCACAAGUUAAGGUGUGGUUCCAGAACCGACGCACUAAGUGGAGGAAGAAGAGCGCCUCGGAGCCCAGCUCCACGCAGGCCACGCACGCCGGACAGGGCGGGGAGGCCUCGGAGAACGAGGUGGAGGACGAGGAGUACAAUAAGCCCCUGGACCCCGACUCAGACGACGAUAAGAUCCGACUGCUGCUGCGCAAACACCGCAGGGCUUUUUCUGUGCUGAGACUGGGGCCGCACCCUGUCUAAACACACACACACACACACACACACGCACCCCACUCAACAGACCUGCAUGCUGUGAUUAAUAAAGUAAACAUUUGUUUAAAGUUGGGGGAGAAGGGAACGGACUGAGCAUGUGCAGAUGAUGUCCCACAGAGGAGAAUUGAAAAGUCAAGAGAUUAGAAUUCAAAUGACAUGAGACU
Xiphophorus maculatus (southern platyfish) is the source of this 1047-nucleotide messenger RNA. RefSeq names its product NK6 homeobox 3 (gene nkx6-3). Bases 59 to 871 code for a protein of 270 amino acids. The transcript has 3 exons. The record is from RefSeq and is a predicted model, not a curated record. Gene Ontology annotation, molecular function: DNA-binding transcription factor activity, RNA polymerase II-specific; RNA polymerase II cis-regulatory region sequence-specific DNA binding. Gene Ontology annotation, cellular component: nucleus. Lineage: Eukaryota; Metazoa; Chordata; Actinopteri; Cyprinodontiformes; Poeciliidae. Gene Ontology annotation, biological process: regulation of transcription by RNA polymerase II; cell differentiation.